AUGACCUCUCUGAUUUUCAUCCUGGCCCAGCUUGCAGUGGUCAGCCUCGUCAUUCGGGGUGUUUACCUGUGCUACUUCCAUCCUCUGGCACGCUAUCCAGGGCCCUUCUGGGCCCGCUUUACGAACCUUUGGCGCUUCUUCACCUUCCUGGGCGGUCACCACCAUCUUUCGGAACACUAUUUGCAUGAAAAAUACGGUCGCGUAGUCCGUGUCGCCCCCAACUGGCUCUCCUUCUCAAGUCUGCAGGAUUUUGAUGCCAUCUAUGGAUUCAACAAGUCGGUCGAGAAGGGGGACUUCUUCACCUUUGGGCGAGGUCCCAGCCAACGUGAAAUGAGUAUCUUCUCGACCAAAUCAAAUGCCGUCCAUCGUCAAAAGAAAAAGAAGGUCUUUGGACCGGCCCUAUCCGGGACAAAGGUAGGAAAAUAUGAGUCCGUGGUUACCAAACAUGUCGCCGUCCUACUGUCCCGACUGGAGUCAUCGCGACGUCCAGCAGAUGACGGGAUUGCCGCUGUGAAUGUGGCUCCUUUGAUGACCCAGUUCACUCUGGACACAAUGCUGGAGAUCCUGUUUGGCCCGGCGUUGGCAUCACACCCUUACACUGAUAGCGCCGCGGCCGGUGACAUCUGCUCGCAGCUUCGCAAGACGACCAAGAUGGCAUGGAGUUUCUCCUUGUGGCCAACUUACGGGUGGGUCAUGAACAGUCGAACCGUCAGUGCUCUACUUCGCAGGCCUUUUUACACGAAAGAUGGGAUACCAACUGGAAUGGCUGGCCUCAUGGCUGCGGGCCAUUUCUCAAUCAUGCGGGAUCCGGAAAGCAUCGCGCAGUCUCCGCAACCUGGCAUUGUGAAAAGCUGGCUGGAAGUUCCUGCCGACGAUGUAAAUCGUAUGACACAGGGGGAAAUCCUGGCGGAGGCCAUAAAUAUGGUUUUCGCCGGCCCUGGGAGCACGACGGCCGCUCUCACGGCCAUCACUUACCAGUUGGGACUAGAAGAAGGGCAGUUUUGGCAAGAAAAGAUCCGUCAGGAGGCAGCAUUUAUUGGAAGCAGCACAAUGGCCGCCCCUAUCCCGCUCGAGCUACAAGCCGUGAUAAAAGAGACAAUGCGUUUUCGAGCAGUCUUCCCCACUGCAUUUCCUCGAGUGAUCCAGCCUGGCGCUGAAGGCAUUAUUCCCAGCCUGUCGAGUCCGCUACCGGUUGGCACCACUGUGUCCGCCAAUACAUACGUUCUGGGUCGGUCGCGCAAGCUCUGGGGGGAUGAUGUCGACGAAUGGACACCACAGCGCUGGCUGGGAGAUGAUGAACACCGGCGGCAAAUGGAGACCAAGUUCGUUGCUUUCAGCAAAGGGUCCCGUGGCUGCAUUGGAAGGGAUUUGGCGCUGCUGGUCUUAGCGAGAGCGGUCAUGGCGCUCGUCCAGCAAUGGCAAAUCCGAAGCGUAGGGCAAUUGGAAGGUCGGAGCUGGCUGGAAAUGCAGUACGAUGACUGCUGGCUCGAACUCAAGCGGUUGGACCCGGCCUGGUAA
Messenger RNA from Aspergillus ibericus CBS 121593, 1518 nucleotides. RefSeq names its product putative cytochrome P450 pisatin demethylase. The coding region runs from base 1 to 1518 and encodes 505 amino acids. NCBI's taxonomy places the organism in Eukaryota, Fungi, Ascomycota, Eurotiomycetes, Eurotiales, Aspergillaceae. The transcript is spliced from 2 exons. Gene Ontology annotation, molecular function: monooxygenase activity; iron ion binding; oxidoreductase activity, acting on paired donors, with incorporation or reduction of molecular oxygen. The record is from RefSeq and is a predicted model, not a curated record.